This is a messenger RNA of Pecten maximus, 1331 nucleotides long. RefSeq names its product ganglioside-induced differentiation-associated protein 1-like. Gene Ontology annotation, biological process: mitochondrial fusion; mitochondrial fission. Gene Ontology annotation, cellular component: mitochondrial outer membrane. Lineage: Eukaryota; Metazoa; Mollusca; Bivalvia; Pectinida; Pectinidae. The transcript has 5 exons. The record is from RefSeq and is a predicted model, not a curated record. The coding region runs from base 279 to 1145 and encodes 288 amino acids.
UGCAUCACACCUGUCACACACGUGUAAAUCUUUGUGUACAUUCAUAUACACCAUUUAAACUUCAACAUCUAUAGGCCUACGUGUUUAUGUAUCGGGGAAAGUUGGCGACUCUGAUAUCGGUAACUUGGCCACACCAAAGGACUCUUCUACAGCCGAAUUACUGACAGGUGUCUAAAUUAUUCUAACCAGUAGGCGACAACUUUGAGAAGUCACCAUGGCGGACCUCAAGUUGUACUACUUUCCCGCAUCAUUCUACUACUCAGAAGGUGCUGCUGGCGAUGUUCGAGAAAGAAGCAAAUUUCCGAGAGCAAGUUGUUGUAAUCGUCCAAGGCGAACAGAACGAGCCGUGGUACAUGAAGGUAACACCUAAAGGUACAGUCCCCGCAUUAGAAGUCCCUGGGACUGUCCUGACUGACUCGGAGGAUAUCGUCAACUACUUGGAUAAACAACUGGAUACUGGGAUAAAACUGAUACCGAGCGUUGAAACUAGGAUCGGGAAGGAAGUAGAUAAAUGGCGACAAAAGUUUAAAGCCUUGCAAAUAGACGUGAUCACGUUUGGGAUUGUUUUUCACCCGGAGUUGUCUCUGACAGGGAUUAAAGUGCCGUCCGUUUUGAGGAAAGCAAUCAAUUCAGAAUCCAUGCGGAGUAGUCGACAAGCUCUCCAGAAAAAGGCAGUCAAGUACCCAGAACACAGAGAGAAUUUUCUCGCUAAAAUGACCAUGCACGACAAACGGAUGGGUAAAAUAGAAAACAAGGAGGUUGUUAUACAGUACCUGAACGAGCUGGAUACACUGUUUGAUCAGAUAGAAUCGAGGCUGGCUGAAACGCGUAAAGAGCAAGGAGUGACAGACAGCUGGCUUGUCGGACCCCGGUUCACAAUGGCGGAUAUCAAUCUGGUCAUCUUGCUGGACCGACUCAAUUUUCUAGGGAUGGAGGAACGGUACUUCACGCCCUCCAAACGACCUUUGACAUACGACUUUUAUGUACGGAUUGGCAAACGCAAAAGUGUUCAACAACUCCGAGAGAAAUUUCAGAGUGUUUCGAAGAUAAUGCUCGACCGGAUGUUAAAGAAGUCUAUUCCUGCUGUAGUUGGAGUACUAGGAGUAGUAGCUGGUAUAUUCUAUUGGAAAGGCAGGGCAAAGUAAUAGUGAUUGAAGCGUUAGCUGAAAUUUGAUUCUGAAUACCUUCCUAACAAACUGACAAUAAUAUUAUCUCUCGUUUUCUGUUGUAGGUCGGCAAUAUCUCAUAAAAAUUGUAUUUUGAAAUGUUUGGUAUUAGUGAAAUGUAUUAAGCGAGAAUUUGAUUAAAACGUUGUAAUUUCUGGUUGAAAA